Molecule: messenger RNA, 2159 nt
Organism: Cinara cedri
Lineage: Eukaryota; Metazoa; Arthropoda; Insecta; Hemiptera; Aphididae
Source: the annotation of a GenBank genome assembly
UGUACCUAAAUAUUCAGUUAGUUGUGCUGUAUGAUGGUUUUUUUUGGUCAGAUUAUGAAGAUUGUGUUUCGUCGAAUAGUCGAACGAAUCGAAUGGCUCUUUGUCAAGUGGCUUUAUGGGGUGCAUUACUCUGUGAUGGGGUGUCACCACUCAUCGAUAUUAGCCACUUUACACAGCGGGUUGUGGGGGCUCUUUCCUAGUCUAUAUUGCCGCUCGAAUCGUCGUCAAAUCAGUCUAGUCCACCACGAUCUAUUGCGAGUAUCUUCGCGUCACGUUCACGUAUUUUAUAUUAUUUGGAUUUGUUUUUUUUUUUUUCGUGAAGAAAUAUUGGAUCUAUGUUUUUUAUUAUGAUAAUCGUCGAGACGAGUCUAAAUAUUUCAUGUACCUACUACACCGUAGCCCUUUUUUUACGUUACAAUGGUCGCGGUCACAACCACAACAACAAUAACAAGCACUAUCAACAUGAUAUCACAGAUUAUAUGAUAUCUUAGAACUUAGGUAAUAAUAUCUUUUGUAAUUAAUUGUAUGGGCCGUGGGACGAACGAUGGCAAUGGAAGUCGAUUGGCCCGGUAAUAGCUAUGAAUACGCGACAUUAGCGUGUCGGUGUUCGACAGGUGAUAGGGUUGUAACCACGACGGUAAACUUGAAAGUUGCGUUUUCGGAUGUCGGCCCGAUCGUGUUGUUGGCGAGUGUCAUCGUGGUAGCUGACGUAACAAGUGGUGGCGUCAGAGUGUAUGAAGGAUGCGUGUCCCGAGACCAGGCGGCCACCAUGAGCAGGAGUAAGAUCUCCGACAACGACGAAAGUAUUCGUGUCUGGUUGCAAGAUGCAAGGACCGCUUUGAUCGGACAAAGCGACAGCGACAAAAAACCAUUGAUUGAAUAUGCCUACUACUUGGAGGAACUGCCUAAAAGCGAAGAUGACGGCAACGUUGGUCGACUGCAGCUAUUCUCGUGGAAAAUGAAACUACAACCUGUAGGCCAGGUGAAACUCGGUGCCGUAAAUCUCACCGAAGUGAUGGCGUCAACGUCGGAGCAACUGAACCAACGAUUCGUUGAGCCACUCAUCAGCCGGCUGUCAUCCCAGCAGAGGGACCGCAACCAGUCGAACCGUUUGGCAACUGAAAACACGGUGAAGUUGUUGGACGACAAUCGGCGGCUGUUGGACGAUUUGAGAUCCAUAACCGAAAGUCAAAAGCGAUAUGACCAGAAACUCAUGGCUAAGUUUGUAAAGAUAUUGAACGAAAAAAAAAAGAGACUUGCUGCUGUGGAACAAGAGUUGUCUGAACUCAAACACCGUGAUGAUGGAUCACUGUCAAUAGCUGUCGAGUCAAUGGUAGAAAAGUCAGUGACUAUGACGUCAGUUGACCAAUUGAGAGGACGUAGUGUGAAGAAAACUAAAUUAAACAAUGAUGAAGUUCCGAUUAAAAAGAAACAACGUACGACUUAUAAUGAUAAAACUAAACAGAGUUCUUUUUUCUCUGACAAUUUGGAACAGAAGAAUCAAGCAGAUUCCAUGGACGUAAUUGGACUGCGACUUAAGCUUGAUGACCAGCAACAUAAAUUUGGACUGAUGGAAAUGGACAAUUUAAGUAAAACAGACGACUCAAAUCUCACUGUGAAUAAUAUGGGGAACAUGAAGGCUGUAGUUGAGGUUUCCCCUACAACUGUUAGUAUUCCAAUUGACUAUGAUGUUUUUGCCGCUGAUACACAAAUUGACAAUAUUAUGUCAGACGGAUCACCACCAUGGUUACAGAAUUCAAUUCCUCCAUUACCAGUAUCACACAAAGAUGACAACCACCAACAAUCCAAAAAGAAUGUGAUCGAUUCCCUUUGGGCAGGAUUACUUUGACUGUGCAGUUUAAAUUCAAUAAGUAUAAUACUAUAAUAUUAAUGUCAUUAUUUUUAGACUACAUAUAUUGUCGUUGAAUUAUUCUUAAAUAAAAUAGGUACCUAGAUAGUACCCAUUUAAUUGUUAAGUUUUUAAAUGUUACAAAUAUUUAUGGUGAAAUAUUUUUUGAUGUUAUAUUUAUUAUUUGAUUGUGAAUUUUUAUUUUAGCUAUUUUUUUUUAUUGUUUUAAACAAAAUUUAACCCCCUCUAAUAUUAAUAUUUUCCCACUACAUAUAUUGUCUUUUUUUUAUUCUUAGAUAAAGUAUCUAAU